This is a messenger RNA of Galendromus occidentalis (western predatory mite), 2349 nucleotides long. Its product is annotated as ATP-dependent RNA helicase DBP2. The transcript has 4 exons. The record is from RefSeq and is a predicted model, not a curated record. Gene Ontology annotation, molecular function: ATP binding; RNA helicase activity; nucleic acid binding. Bases 44 to 1906 code for a protein of 620 amino acids. Lineage: Eukaryota; Metazoa; Arthropoda; Arachnida; Mesostigmata; Phytoseiidae.
CCGCGGGGUCAACUGUCCGAUCGAUAACACCGAUCGGGGUGCGAUGACUCGGCAAAUUCGCCGGCUGCAUCGUUCAGUUUCGUCAUCUGUCGAUUCGCCGAAUCCGGAGUUUUCCAAGGAAGCGUUGCCAUGCGCUACGACGGACUUGCGUCGUAGCGAUGAGUCACGACUCACGAUCCAACGACGCGACGAGUUCGGAUCCAGAUGUUGGCAAACGCCCUUCUCAUCAUCCUCCGUUCGGGCUGUUGUCUUCUCUCGAUUCGAAUUACGGAAUCUCACUGACGUAACGUGUUCUCUUUUCAGACCUUAUGAGCACCGGAGUUUCGGUGUUGGCGGGGGUUCGCGUGGAGCCUUCUCAAGGGACAGCUCUCGAGCCAAGUGGGGUGCAAGUACGGACAGGGAAAAUAAGCCUCUGAGUCCCGUCGACUGGACUCGCGAGAAGUUGGAGCCUUUCACCAGGGACUUCUAUCGCGAGCAUCCAACGACCGCGGCACGCGAUGCGCUCGAGAUCCGCAUGUGGCGCGACAAGCAUCAGCUCACCAUCAUGCGAACAGGCUCGAACAAAAUCAUUCCCAAUCCGAUCCUCACUUUCGACGAAGCUCAGCUUCCGAGCUACGUCGACUACGCUGUAAAAGCUCAAAAGUACGAAAAUCCGACCGUCAUCCAAAGUCAGAGUUGGCCGAUCGCGCUCCAAGGCCGCGACCUCGUGGCAAUUGCCCAGACGGGCUCAGGAAAGACUCUGGGCUUCAUUCUCCCGGCUAUUGUUCACAUCAACAAUCAGCCGCGUCUCCAACGCGGAGACGGUCCGGUCGUUCUGGUUCUCGCUCCAACAAGAGAACUGGCCCAACAAAUUCAACAAGUCGCCGUCGAAUUCGGCCGUGACUCUCGCAUUCGUUCCACUUGCGUUUUCGGCGGGGCACAGCGAGGCCCUCAGGCCGGUGAUCUCCGUCGCGGAGUCGAAAUCGUAGUCGCUACUCCGGGACGUCUCAUCGAUUUCCUGCAGUCGGGUACCACGAACUUGCGUCGUUGCACUUACCUCGUGCUGGACGAAGCCGAUCGCAUGUUGGACAUGGGUUUCGAACCCCAGAUUCGUCAGAUCGUUGGUCAGAUCAGGCCCGAUCGUCAGACGCUGAUGUGGAGCGCUACUUGGCCCAAAGAAGUCCAAGGACUCGCUUCGGAUCUGCUGACUGACUACGCUCAGAUCAAUAUUGGAUCUCUGGAACUUUCCGCCAAUCACCGCAUUACCCAGAUUGUUGAAAUCGUCGAAGAGAACGACAAACUCAGGAAACUGAUGGACUUCUACGGCGAUAUCCAGAAGCAGGGGAGCGGUAACAGGAAAACUAUAAUCUUCACUUCGACCAAAAGGGCGGCCGAUGAGCUAGCCGAUCAUCUCUGGAAAGAGAGGAUCAGCGUGCAGGCCAUUCAUGGUGAUAAAAAUCAGGCUCAGCGAGACAAAAUUCUCUACCAAUUCCGUUGUGGGCGUCUCGAAGUUCUGGUGGCCACAGACGUGGCUGCUCGAGGUUUGGACGUCGAUGACAUCGCCUACGUUAUCAACUAUGAUUAUCCGAACAACUCUGAAGACUAUAUCCAUCGUAUUGGUCGUACCGCACGAUCCAACAAGACUGGAACUGCCUUCACGAUGUUCACGAAGAAAGAUUCUAAGCAAGCCAGAGAUCUCGUUCAAGUCCUCAAGGAAGCCAAGCAAGAUGUCAACCCCAAAUUGGAAGACAUGGCUCGUUGGGGAGGAGGUGGCGGUCGUAGCUUCUCUCGAUAUGGUAGCGGUGGUGGAUUCGGCGGUAACCGAGGCUUCGGUGCAAACCGAUUCGGAGGCUUCGGCGGGGCAAGGAAUGGUUUCGGAAGUGGUGCUUACGGAGCUGCGAAUUUCAACAGGAUUAAAAAGUUCUGAAUCUAGAACCAUCAUUUCAAAACAUCUUAGGGACUUUAUUUUGAAAUUUCUAAACUUGUACGACACUUCAUUGGAUUGAAUCAUCCGUCCCAACGCUGAAACCCCAGAGCUGGGAUGCUCCAUCGAAGGUAGGUUGAUAUCGAGUUGGAGAAGCUGUCCAGCUGGUAUCGGAAUUGUCUAUCCAAACACGGAGAAACAGCGAAUCUCCUUCGACCGGUCCUUUUCAAGUAGACAGAAUCAAUUUGUACAUAGGCGGAAACGAUAAUGUCCUGAUCCUCCAUCCUUGUGACUUUUGCGCUCUUUUCGCACCUCAUUAAGUUAUGUGUAAACUCCACUUAUUCAGAAAAAAUUCAAGAGAGAGAAAAAGAAAGAAACCAUUUUUUCAAACACCAUGCCACCACCGCUUGGAACCAUCAAAAAAAUAAACUUAGCGAUUUAUUCGU